UGAUGAUGACAGAAGAAAGCAGGGGCAAACGAAGGAAACAAGCCAACCCUAGGAGAAACCGAGUGGAUGCUGAGCAAGUGAGUUCACUGGGGUCUGAGGGGGAGGAUGAGGUGGGCCUGUGGAGCCUGGAGCCCCAGGACUGCCAGGAGAGCCUGGACAAGACGAGCCUGACGCCCAGCGAGGGGACGGAGGAGCCUGGCAGCCCUUCUCAGUCCACACGGCCGCAGAGCCUGAGCCCUGGCAGCAGGAACUACUGGGCGCAGGUGGAGCCAGAGACUGAGGUCACGGAAGACGGGACCGCUGUCUCCGCCACCGACAGAGAGGGAGAUCAGGAACCCAUGAGGAUGUACUGUAAGACCUCGGACUCCCAGAAUGCAUUUGAGGACCUGGCUCACUAUGAACUCCUGGCCCAGUUGAGGAAGGCCUCUACCUCUGCCAGUCUCUUGGACCAUCUGGCCCAUAAUGGUACGGCAGCCAUGUACCACCCCGGCAGCAGGCACGACGAGCUGCCACCCGCCAUCUGGUCACCAGGAGCUCAGCACCGCUCACCUGAAAGAGCAGAUGCAGGGAGGAGUCAGCAGGCCUGUCCGUUCUGUCACAGGAUGUACCAGCGAGGAGCCUCUCUGAGGGACCACAUCAAGUACUGUCAGGAAAGGGAGGGGGGCCACAUGGUUUGUCCGCUCUGUGGAUACACUGCCACCCUUAGGGCACAGAUGGAGCGGCACCUGGCACUUCACAACCAAGUGCAGGACAAGAAUGCCAUCUCUUUGGAUCAAGGCAUUGAGACCAGGAAGUUCAAAUGUCUGCAGUGUGGGAAAGCGUUCAAGUACAAACACCACCUCAAAGAGCAUCUUCGCAUCCACAGCGGUGAGAAACCUUAUGAGUGCUCCAACUGCAAGAAACGCUUCUCACACUCUGGCUCUUACAGCUCCCACUUAAGCAGCAAAAAGUGCCUCAGUGGUGGAGGAAAUGGAGGGGGAAGUACAGGAGGGACCAACGGCGCAUUUAAUGGACAUAGCCAAAGCUCCUACCAUCACUCAUUUCCAACAUCUCCCUCUGCAGGCGGGGGGAGAAACAGUAAUGACAAGGGCUGUUCAUUGACUUCACUUACCCAAGAUAAUGCCAGGCCAUUGCCUCACCAGCUUUCUCUGCAGGACCCCAACCAGAACCCCACAGGAUUCCCCAGAGCGUCAGACCUGGCUCGUCUUUGGGACCCGUCAGCAGAGUUCUCCAUGAGGAGCAGUAUCCUAAAAGGGACCACCCUACUGCCAUAUCUCCACUCUGGGACAUUUGAGCAGAUGCUGCAGGAGAUGCUUCACAGGGAGGUGAAGAAAGAUGAGGAAAUUGAUAGAGCAGGAGGAUCCGCAAUGGAAGAAAGGAGGGUGAUUUACAAUGGUGGAGGGCCUGACAGGAAGGUGUCAACUGACGGGAGUGCUAGAAGUGAGACAGUGAGGUCAGGAGAAGGGGAGAGGGGUGUGCUUGGAGUGCCAUGUCGCUGGUGCUCACAACUUUUCCCCAACGUGGCGGUGCUCCUGCAGCACGAACGCUACCUCUGUAAGAUUAACCGCGAGGCAGUGGAAGUGCCUGCGGGUCUUCGGAGCAAAGACCACCCAUCGCCACCUUUAUUCUUCCCUAGAUCUUCUCUGCAGCCUGAGAACAGCAAACCAAGUGAGGUACCUAACGGUCUCCCUGGAAACAAAUCACCAUUACAGAAGACUCACUGGCAGUCUGUACCACAGCAGUUGUUGGUCGCAGUGCACUCUCCUCCUCAGCCUUGCCACGACCCUCUGUCCUCACGGACGUACUGGUCCAGCCAGGAAAAGGGCAGCCCCAGCCAGGCCAUUAACCAUUCCUCAGAGCUGUCAUCACCUCGAGCCAGAAGAAGAGUUCCAUCCUCAGGAUUUGGUUCUCCUGUCUGUCUCGACCUCACUAGUUGUCCUCCUGAACUCUCCUCGCCUCAGAACCAGAUCGGCAGCCCCUGGUCUGCACAGAACGAACCUCUGGACCUCUCACUGCCCAAGUUGAUCACAGACCAAGAGGCUAAACACAAAACUGUCAACGGCAACUUGGCCAGAGCAGAGAGGAGAGAGCUCGGGACCCAGCAGCUUCGUCAACUGAGUCCAACCCAACCCAAUCUACCCCUUCAUCAUCACCCGAUGUACGGCAGGCCUGGAGCUCCUUUGUUUCCAGGCUCUUUAUACAAUGGAUUUCCCAUCUUCAACCAGUCUGGUUUAGGGCUUUCAGGGCAUGACAGCAUCACAUCUAUUCCAUUCAGCCAGCCAGCAAACAGCCCUGGAUUUCUCUCUCCGAUGGCAUUCAUGAUGGAUACAGACCCAGAGGCUGCACUGAAAAAGAUCCACCAGGAAAGACAAGCUCUCAUUGGUGAGGUGUUACACCGUGGAGCUCUGGACUACCUCUCUCUGAUGGAUGAAGGGCUGGACGGAGAUGGUGGGCCAGGGAGGAAGAGACUGAAGAAGACAGAUGAGGGGCUCUACGCUUGUGACAUUUGUGAAAAAACCUUCCAGAAGAGCAGCUCUCUGCUCCGACACAAAUACGAGCACACAGGCAAGCGUCCUCAUGAGUGCAAAAUUUGCAACAAGGCCUUCAAACAUAAGCACCAUCUUAUCGAGCACAGCCGGCUGCACUCUGGAGAGAAACCCUACCAAUGUGACAAGUGCGGCAAGCGCUUCUCUCACUCCGGCUCUUACUCCCAGCACAUGAACCACCGCUACGCUUACUGCAGCAAAGACCAGGAUCCAGACCAAGACCAUGAGGACAUGCCUCUCACCCCAGGGGCAGGCAUCAACCUCGGAAGCCGUCUGGCUCUAGAGACCCCUCUGUCCAUGGAGGACACUCAAACCCCACACUCUUUCCUCAGCGACUGCAGUCUGGAUGGACCUCCAGAGGUCCUCAAAGAGGAGGAGGAAGAUGAGGAAGAUAAAGAGGCAGGAGGUCAUGGUCAUAUGGAAGAGGCAAAUGUGAGUUUGUUAGGGGAGCAGGUGAAAGGUGACCCCAACCAAGAAUUACAGAGAGAAGAGAGCAGAGAGCAAAGUGAAAGAAACAGUUGUGAUGUAGGGCACCAUAUUGACAUUUCAGAGAGCCUCUGGGACCGAGACACUGAGGACCAGAAUGGAGACUUGGACAAAUGUGAACUGAGCCUGGAUAUAACAGAUUUACCCAGAAUAAAAACUUAG
Scomber japonicus (chub mackerel) is the source of this 3194-nucleotide messenger RNA. RefSeq names its product zinc finger E-box-binding homeobox 2-like. NCBI's taxonomy places the organism in Eukaryota, Metazoa, Chordata, Actinopteri, Scombriformes, Scombridae. Gene Ontology annotation, biological process: regulation of transcription by RNA polymerase II; anatomical structure development. The record is from RefSeq and is a predicted model, not a curated record. The transcript has 8 exons. The coding region runs from base 3 to 3194 and encodes 1063 amino acids. Gene Ontology annotation, molecular function: DNA-binding transcription factor activity, RNA polymerase II-specific; RNA polymerase II cis-regulatory region sequence-specific DNA binding.